Nematolebias whitei (Rio pearlfish) is the source of this 3708-nucleotide messenger RNA. It is a transcript of the gene iars2, whose product is annotated as isoleucyl-tRNA synthetase 2, mitochondrial. NCBI's taxonomy places the organism in Eukaryota, Metazoa, Chordata, Actinopteri, Cyprinodontiformes, Rivulidae. Gene Ontology annotation, cellular component: cytosol. Gene Ontology annotation, biological process: isoleucyl-tRNA aminoacylation. The transcript is spliced from 23 exons. The record is from RefSeq and is a predicted model, not a curated record. Gene Ontology annotation, molecular function: tRNA binding; isoleucine-tRNA ligase activity; aminoacyl-tRNA deacylase activity. Bases 123 to 3152 code for a protein of 1009 amino acids.
GAAACACAACCGCGCAACUAUAAGUGCGAAAUGACAACACGCUAGCUACACUUCAGCCACGCAAAAACAAGUGCGCUAAUUUAUUUUAUUUUUUAACAUUAUCGCAUCCUCGGAAUUACUCCAUGCUGCUGUACCGGUUGUCAGCCGUGAGCCAGACGCUAGCGCGAUGGGGACGAAGGUCACACCGGGGAGGGGGCCUCCUCAGCCGCUGCGUCUCCAUCAGCUCCGGUCGGUGUUUGGAUGUCAGCCCCGGAGAAGAUAAUGCUCAGCCGGCGGAGGAAGGCUCUCCUCAGACGCUGUACCGAGACACGGUGUUCCUGCCCCGGACAGAGUUCCCCAUGAAACUGACUGGACAGCAGCUUCUGGACCGAGAAGUUCAGAUUCAGCAGGAAUGUGGUUUUGCAGAACUGUACUCAUGGCAGAGAGAAAGGAAGGCCAAGAAAGAGUUCUGCCUUCAUGAUGGACCCCCAUAUGCCAAUGGAGACCCUCAUGUUGGACAUGCUCUCAAUAAGAUUCUGAAAGACAUCCGUAACCGUUUUGAGAUGCUAAGAGGACGACGGGUCCACUACAUCCCAGGCUGGGACUGCCAUGGCCUCCCCAUUGAGCUGAAAGCUCUGGGACAACUGGGCACCAGUGGUCUCAGUCCGCUGCAGAUAAGACAGAAAGCACGGGAGUUUGCAGAAGGAGCAAUAGUUCGGCAGAAGGCUGCCUUCCAGCGGUGGGGCGUAAUGGCUGACUGGGAGCAGUGCUACUACACGUUUGAUGGGACCUAUGAGGCAGCUCAGCUAAAAGUCUUCCAGGAGAUGCACAGCAAGGGUCUCGUAUACCAGGACUACAAACCUGUUUUCUGGUCUCCUUCUUCGAGGACAGCCCUGGCUGAAGCAGAGCUGGAGUAUAACCCAGAACAUGUGAGCAGAGCCAUUUAUGCCACAUUCCCUUUGAUCACGCUGCCACCCAAGGUUGCAUCAGAAGAAGGUCUGGAGAACAUCUCCGUAUUAGUUUGGACCACCCAGCCUUGGACCAUUCCUUCCAAUCAGGCUGUCUGUUACAUGCCCAAUUCCCAGUACUCGGUGGUGAAGAGAGCAGAUAAUUCUCAGCUGCUGCUGAUAGCGACUGAGCGCAUCGCCAGCCUGGGGACCCUGCUGGGCACAGAGCUACAUAGCGUCGCUACAUUCACAGGUUCCCAGCUUGAAGGAGGGAUAUGCAAACAUCCCACAAUUACUGACAAGCAAGUACCGUUACUGCCAGCCAAUCAUGUGACCAUGACUAAAGGAACAGGGUUGGUCCACACUGCUCCAGCUCACGGCAUGGAGGAUUACAGUGUGGCUUCACACUUUAACCUUUCUGUGGAGUGCGUGGUGGAUGAAGAUGGCAGGUUCACAGAGUUGGCAGGACCUGAGCUACAGAGCCUCUCUGUGAUGACUGAAGGAACUGAUAAAGUGAUUUCCAUGCUGAAGGAGAGUGGUUCUCUGGUGCUGGAGGAGCAGUGCGUCCACAGUUAUCCGUACGACUGGCGAACGAAGCAGCCCAUGAUCAUCAGGCCCAGUAAACAAUGGUUCAUCAACACAGAGUCACUCAAAGCCAAAGCCAAGGAGGCGCUGCAGAAGGUGCAAAUUCUGCCAGAGUCAGCAAGAAGCAGCCUGCUGGUCAUGCUGGACAGACGGACAUACUGGUGCAUCUCCAGACAGAGAUGCUGGGGGGUCCCGAUCCCAGUCUUCUACCAUAAAGAGACCGGGGAGCCUCUCCUCACCAAACACACGGUGACCCACAUAGCAGAACUCUUCAAAGACAAAGGCAGCAACUGUUGGUGGGAGCUUCCCAUCGAGGCUUUGCUUCCCCCUGAAGUCCUUAAGAAGAGUAAAGCAGGACCAGUGAGUGACUACGUUCGAGGAGAAGACGUUUUAGACAUCUGGUUCGACAGUGGAGCAUCAUGGGCAGCUGUACUCGAAGAGUCUGACUCCAAAGCAGAUUUGUACGUGGAAGGAAAGGACCAACUGGGAGGCUGGUUUCAGUCGUCGCUACUCACCAGCGUUGCAGUCAGAAACAAGGCACCUUAUAAGUCUCUGGUGGUUCAUGGCUUUGCAGUAGGUGAGAAGGGAGAAAAGAUGUCCAAGUCUCUGGGAAACGUUGUAGAUCCUGAUGAUGUCAUUAAUGGAACAAAGGACGGUCGUUUACCGGCUUACGGGGCUGAUGUGCUUCGUUGGUGGGUGGCAGAAUCAAAUGUGUUCUCCGAAGUCCAAAUUGGACCCAGUGCCCUCAACUCAGCCCGAGACAGCAUCAGUAAGUUAAGAAACACACUCAGGUUCCUGCUUGGAAACCUUCAGGGCUUCGACCCACAAGUGCAUGCUGUGGACCCCCAACAGAUGUACUACAUUGAUCAGUACAUGCUGCACCUGCUCCGCGAGUACAGCAUGAAGGUUACGGAUGCUUACAGUGAGUUUGAUGCUGGCAGAGUCAUCCGUGUCCUCCAAGCCUUCAUCACCAGAGACCUUUCCAGCUUUUACUUCAGCAUCAUUAAAGACAGGAUGUACUGUGAUCCGGAGGACUCAUUGGGAAGAAGAUCGUGUCAAACUGCUUUAGAGGAAAUUCUGGACGGUGUGACCAGAUCUGUCGCUCCCGUCCUGCCUCAUCUAGCAGAAGAGGUCUAUCUGCAUGCACCAGGACAUGCCAAAAAAGAGACCUUAUUUAAAAGUGGGUGGAUCAAAAGCAGCUCUGUGUGGAGACGACCAGGAUUAGAGGAGGCUGUGGAAGGAGCUUGUGCUAUCAGAGACUCCUUCCUGUCUUUGAUCCAUGGGAAAAACAUCAGUCAGUAUGACCUCACAAUCGCCAUCGAACCCGGCCUUUUGUUUGAGCUUAUGGAGUCUCUCCAAGAAGAGCCCACCUCCACUACUUCUCAGCUAGCUGAGCUAAUGAUGGCAGCACGGGUCAACCUGACCAAUAAACUGCCCCGCGAUCUGCACCCAGACGCCCCGGUGAGCCACGGGACCUUCCUCAUCAAUCUGGAAGGUGGGGUCAUUCGUGAGGACAGCCCCUACAGUAUCGCCGUGAUGCCCGCCUCUGCUGCUCGCUGUCCACGUUGUCGCCGCUACACAGCAGAGUCCGCGGACUGCCUCUGCCCGCGCUGCCACACCAUGAUCUCACAGGCUCACUGACACGCCUGUCACCAUGGCAACCAACACGCAACAUCCUCAGCAAGAAGCUUUUAUUUAUUUUUUAAGCUGGUUAGAGAUUGACUAAGCUGCUACCCUGGUCACUGCAAGCUAGCUGAAUCCACAGAAGGGUCUACAGUAAAAUACACGACAGACAUCAGACCAUACAGUCUCAAACUAUUUAACAUGCUAAUUUUUCUUCAGGUUCAGGUGUUAACUGUAAAACCAAAAUCGUCUUCUAUUCGAAGCAUGUGGAAGGUUGUUUACUGUAAAUACUGUUGGGAAGUAAAAACAGGCUUUUUUAGUGUAAAAUGGACGGGAACUUUUUAUGUUGAUGCAUAAUGCACUACGAGUGUCACUAUGUGACAAGUGAACUCGACGGAAAAGAAAGUGUUGACUUCCUGUCAAAAUGAUCUUUGUAAAAUAAAAUAUCUGUUCAUUUUUUCCCCCAGAAAUUCAGAUCGAUUCUGACGCAGAAAUGAAUCUGCAUUUGGAGGCAGAAGCAUGAAAACAAAAAUAAACCGCAAAACUUUUGAGAAACCUCUUUAUUCUGUUCGAG